AGUUGAGCCCGAGAUUUCCAGCAAGAAAGUGCGUUUCUGUGAUUGGGAAGUCCCAUUCACAGUCUGGCUUUUUAUCCGGCUGGACACUUGAGUCCUCAAGCAUUUGUUGUCACAGAUCCUUGCAAGAGCGUUUGGCAAAUAGUUAGUUUUAGUGAAAUUUGGUGGAUGGUGAACAGUGAAAACUCUCAAUACUGCACUUGACUUUUUUUCUGCCAUUACACCAAAUUUUCCACCAAAGUGAAUUUGUGUUUAUUCAUCAGUUUUAUCCCGGCACACACUUCCCCGUAUCCCUCAGCUCCAUAUCCCCCAAACUGGUGUCCUAUUCCACAGUACAAUAAUCACACGAAUCAGGGAAAGAGAGUGGUAAAGUGUUCACUUUUUGUUUCAACAUUCAUCAUCUCUUGUAUUUUAGAGCUCGGAAUGUGAAUUUUAAUCCGUUUUUCGUCUCCCGCGGACUUUUUUUUCUGUACACUCUGCCACAACAACUAUGCAAAAAUCCUCGCAGAAGAGUAUUUAAAUUUCAUCCUAACACAAGCAUUUCCACUAAAUAUUCCACGACAGACAGAGAUUAUCCCAGCACAAGAAAAUCCACACAAAAAAUAGAUCUGUUGUACAAUCAUUUCAAUUUUGUGGAAUACUCCAAAUGUGAAUCACUCUUCUUACUAGAACUGUUUAUUGUUGGACAGAUAUAUAAUCAUCCCACCGACUGAGAGUGAUGAUUUCUGCUUUUUGGAAGAAUCAUGCUGAAAAGUCAAUUAAUCGUGUUUCACUAUUGAUUUUGUCCAUUUAAACAAAGUUCACAUGAGAAAAACCUUUAGCUUUGAAUCAGAAAAUUACUGAAGCACAAAAGUCUGAGAAGGACGAGAUGAGGGCAGAAAAUGAGGGAAAAUCCCUCGAGUGUGUGUGUUAAAAAUUUUAUAAAAAAGGGAUUUCCGGUCAUGGAAUCAUCUUAAGAGGACUUUUUAGGUGGAAGUCACCCUUGGGGACUAAGAGUGUUGUGUGUGUGAGGAAAGUUGUGGAUUCUCUUUUUUGUGCUCAACAAUGACCCAACUUUUAUGGCUUUUCGUCAUCGUGAUGUAUCCAGCAUUCAUUCAAGGCCAAGUUCCCCGGAUCACGGAACAUCCCACAGAUACCACUGUGGCUCGACACGAUCCCGCCACGCUCAACUGCAAAGUGCAGGGCACCCCUACGCCUACCAUUCAGUGGUACAAAGAUGGAGUACCAUUAAAAAUCCUGCCUGGAUCUCAUCGACUCUUCCUACCGGCUGGAGGAUUAUUCUUCCUCAAAGUCGUCAAUUCGCGCCGCGAGAGCGACAGUGGUGUGUACUGGUGCGAGGCAAGGAACCAAUACGGUGUCGCCAGAAGUCGCAAUGCCACCCUUGUGGUAGCAGUCCUUCGCGAGGAUUUCCGCUUGGAGCCACAAAAUACACGAGUAGCGCAAGGUGACACAGCACUCAUCGAAUGUGGACCGCCAAAGGGGACUCCAGAGCCAAGAGUUGAUUGGCGCAAGAAUGGACAGAAACUUGAGUUGGAGAAUUCCAAGAGGAUUCGCAUUGUCGACGGAGGAAACUUGGCCAUUCAGGAUGUUCGACAGACGGACGAGGGACAGUACCAAUGCGUGGCGAAGAAUGCGGCCGGCACAAGGGAGUCGACUGCGGCACUAUUAAAAGUUCAUGUGAAACCGUUCCUGAUCCGAGGACCUACAAGUCAAGUCGUUGUCGAGGGGUCGGCGGUGACAUUUCAGUGUCGGGUCGGUGGGGACCCCAUGCCAGAUGUCCUUUGGCGUCGUUCGGCGUCUGGUGGAAAUAUGCCACUCGAUCGGGUGCACAUCUUGGAGGAUAGGAGUCUACGUCUGGAAAGGGUGACGGUGAAUGAUGAAGGCGAAUACAGCUGUGAAGCUGAUAAUGCUGUGGGUUCGAUAACGGCCACCGGAACACUCACAGUUCAUUCUCCUCCAGUUUUUACGGCUCGUCCUACGGCACAAUCAGUAGAUGUUCCAGCUUCGGCAUCUUUUGAGUGUCGUGCAACCGGAAUACCUCAGCCCACAAUGUUUUGGUCGAUAGAGGGCAAUCGAUCCCUUAUUUUCCCGGGAUCACGUUUAGAUCGCUUUGAGACAACAUUCACGGCAGAAGGUGUCAGUGUCCUGACCCUUCCUCAGACUAAAAGAACAGACAAUGGGAUUAUUGUGAUUUGUAGUGCUUUGAAUAGUGUGGGAUCUAUCACUGCCAGAGCAAAGCUCAUUGUGAACUCAGUAGAGGACAAUCCACCACCGAUUAUUAUUCAAGGUCCUGUAAAUCAGACUCUUCCGGUUAAAUCUGUGGCUGUGUUAGUUUGUCGGUCGAGUGGUGUCCCUACGCCGGUAGUUUCGUGGUAUCGUGACGGUAUUCCCGUGGUAACGUCUCAUAAGAUCAAUAUGACAGAGUCGGGAACGCUUACGAUUUCAGACUUGAGUAGAAAUGAGGAUCAAGGGUUGUAUACAUGUGUGGCCAGUAGUCGCAAUGGAAAGUCCACGUGGAGUGGAUUCCUGAGGUUAGAGCAACCAACAAAUCCGAAUAUCAAGUUCUUCCGGGCACCUGAAUCUGCCACGUUUCCUGCUGCACCCAGCAAACCUCUCAUUGUUAAUGUGACUGACGAAUCCGUAACGAUAUCAUGGAUUCCGGGUGGGAAGACUGGAGCUUCCGAGAUUCAGGGUUAUACUGUUGAGAUGUUCAGCAGUAAUAUUAGCAAAGGUUGGAUUCCACUUGUUCAGCGUCAUCCGGACACGACAUAUACUCAAUAUUCUCUAACCUUGGGUGCUACUUAUGUCUUCAUUGUACGAUCUGAGAACUACCAUGGUCUCUCACCACCAAGUCCCAUGUCUGAUCCAAUUGUUGUGGGUGGAAAGGCUCUCAAUGCUGAAGAGGACAUUGGACUGAGUGAGGCGCAGGCAAUUUUGUCGUCUGGCAAUGUGGUUGAAUUACUGGAGGCGAAUGCCACUGAUUCCACGAGUGUACGACUCUCCUGGGAGAUUAUAAACGGGCAGUACGUGGAGGGUUUCUACAUUUAUUCACGUGAAACUGUGACCAAUGGAACGUAUAAGAUGCUGACGGUACUACAUGGUGGAGGAGCGUCUGCAUGCACGAUGACCGGUCUCAAGAAAUACCAUCAAUAUGAGUUCUUCAUUGUACCCUUCUAUAAGACAGUCGAGGGACGCCCAUCGAAUUCACGUACCACUCGCACAUUGGAAGACGUUCCAAGUGCUCCGCCAGAACACAUCGAGGCGAUUUUAUUGAAUGCGACAGCUGUGUAUCUGAAAUGGCAUGCACCUUCCAAUGACACAAUCAAUGGCAUUCUUCUCAGCUACCAAAUCAUUGUCAGAGGUUUUGAUUCACACAACUUGUCGAAAAUACUCACAAAUAUUACAAUAGACGCAAAGACACCAUCACUCCUUCUGGCAAAUCUUUCGGCCGGAGUGACAUACUCUGUGAGUGUGUCAGCGGGAACUGGAGCAGGAUUCGGACCAUUCAGUCCACCAGCUAUUCUUCGGUUGGACCCACACUCUCGACGGCUAGACAAUAGCUUCACAAGAUACUCAAUCAAUCACAACUUAUCAGAUGACAUCCUUACGCAGACGUGGUUUAUUGUCCUGUUGGGAUCAAUAAUCGCCAUCAUCGUAUUCCUCUUUGGAGCUAUGGUAUUGUUUAAGCGGAUUCAAUUUAUCAAGCAAACAUCAUUGGCCUCAAUGCACGGAAAUCACGCAAUCGGAACUGUAAGAAAAUUCCCCACAUUGCCACUUAAUACCGGCGGCGGCACAAAUGGCGGCGCCGGCGGAGGAACUGCCACAGGCGGCGGUGUGUGGAUAGAUCCUUCCGGUGGAGUAUGGCGUCAUGCAAAGGAUGGGAUACCCGAUUAUGCACAAAUAUCAGCCACCCAAACACUUCCGCUGCCCGAUUAUGAGAGGCUCACACCUCUCAAUAUGCCGGACUAUGCGGAAGUAGCCGGAGUGUCGUCGUUCAAGCACCCAAAGUCGCCGCUCUACGAUAGCUGUGGUGCAUAUGCGACCACAUCGUUGAUUGGCACAACAAACAUUUACCAUCAGAAUAGAAUAGAUGCUAAGAGCAAUUCCAUCUAUUCGGCGCCCACGAGUUGCCAUUAUGGCAUCAACGAUGGGCUGCCUUAUGGUGUGGACGCGGCCAAGAAUGCUGCUCUUAAUCACCAUGCCAAUGUACUACAGCGCAAUUCUGCCCACCAUGGCAGUCACAACAGACUGAUUAUGAACAUCACUGAGAAUCGGAUGAAUCUCAUAAACAAUCUCAGCCGACCAUCCACGUCCACCGCCGUGCCUCAGACGCCCAUGUUGGGCACUAUGCGCCGCAAUCGGCUGAUGAAGCUCAGCCAAAGUGGCGACGGCAGGAAUGGCAAAGUGGCCGAUGGAUCAUGGACACCAUCCCCAUCUGCCCUGGAUACCACUGUCAUUGGGAGUGGUGCAAAUACGGCCACUACCAUGGCUCACCACUUCAUUCAGGCGACCACAAGUGAUAAGAAUAGUUCGCAGAACUAUUUGAGUAGUUUCGGCCGAACGGACAAUGUGUAGAGAAAAUCCUUAAAGCACUCCCCAUUCCCAUUUCCUUCUGCCUCCAUCCAAAAAAAUAUUGUACAUAAUACUCAUUAAAUACACAUUUGAGCAGUGUAUUUAAUUAUCAUAGAAGUGCGAGUGAGAGAGAGAAUGUAAUGUUGGCAAAUUCCAAGAUGUAAUGAUACAAAUUGUACGAUUUAUGAGUGUAGUGAAUACGGUUCCUAAAAUACCCAUCCAUACAGAAAAUUUUCGUGAAAGUUCUGGAAUGGAGAGACACCAGAAAACUUUUUCAUCUUAAUGGACUGAUAAUGUGCUGGAUAUAUUUGCUUUUCUGCCCAGCCAGGGAUGAAGAGUCAAGGUGGGUGUGGGCUAAAGACUUUGGUAAAGAGAAAAGUUGAACUUUACCCUGCAAUUGCUUCCAUCUGACCUCUGACUUGGAAAAUUAUUUUAGCCUCUUUUCCACUUUCAAAAAUACGCCCAAUUUUGUAUGUUUGAGAGAAAAUAAGACUCUUCUCCUAUACUAUUAAAAAAAAAUACCUGAAAUCUACGGUAAGGAUGGUCGCGUAGUGUGUGCAAGAAACCAAUAUUUUUGUGUGAUCUCUUGACUAUAUUUGUAUUUCAUAAUUUUUUGAAUUUUGUGUGUAUUUAAUAUUUAAUAUUUUUUUUGUAAUGAAACAUAUAUCAAAUUUGACACAUAGGGGAAACUGGGGCACCACCAAACACGGGGUACCACCAAACACUGCGAUGUUUUAAUCAGAUAUUCGACUUCAGAAGACAAGACUUACAGAAAUUUAUAGGCAUUAUAGGGAUGCUUGUCCACUGAAGAAAUGAUCGAGAUAGUUUUAAAUUUAAAAAUAAUAACUCAGAGAAUUUAAAAAGCUAAAAGUCGUACACAGGUAAGACCUAAUGGAAUGGGGCAAUAUUUCGGACAGUUUGCUUAUAAGCACCAACUGUAUAAUUUUAAUACGAUUUUUCGUUUUUAUUUUUAGCUGUUUGUACACAUAUUUUUAAUACAAAAAA
This is a messenger RNA of Phlebotomus papatasi, 5574 nucleotides long. RefSeq names its product roundabout homolog 2-like. NCBI's taxonomy places the organism in Eukaryota, Metazoa, Arthropoda, Insecta, Diptera, Psychodidae. Bases 1042 to 4572 code for a protein of 1176 amino acids. The record is from RefSeq and is a predicted model, not a curated record. Gene Ontology annotation, molecular function: protein binding. The transcript is spliced from 14 exons.